Messenger RNA from Komagataella phaffii GS115, 1044 nucleotides. RefSeq lists its product as hypothetical. Gene Ontology annotation, cellular component: cytoplasm. The transcript has a single exon. The record is from RefSeq and is a predicted model, not a curated record. Gene Ontology annotation, biological process: inositol catabolic process. The coding region runs from base 1 to 1044 and encodes 347 amino acids. Lineage: Eukaryota; Fungi; Ascomycota; Pichiomycetes; Pichiales; Pichiaceae. Gene Ontology annotation, molecular function: inositol oxygenase activity; iron ion binding.
AUGUCAGUACAAAAAAGCACGAAGGUAUUCAAUAAUAAUACCAAAGACUUCAAGAAACAUACCCAACUGCGCAACGGAAAACUUUUAGAACAAACAGAUGACCAUAUUCAAAACGUUAACAGAAGAAAGAGAGAUCUCAAACUGAGCCAGAUAUUAAAUUGCACAGAUUCCGACUCCGAGGUGACCAAAAAUUUUGACGGUAAAGACUCAAAAGAAGAAUCUCCCUGGUAUGAUAACUCCAGUAGCGAUUUUCUUAAAAGUGUGGACACAAAAGCCUAUCGUCAAUAUGACCUUGCUUGUGAGAGAGUAAAAGAUUUUUAUAAAGAGCAACACGAAAACCAGACAGUAGCUUACAACUUGCAAGCAAGGAUUAAUUUCAAGACCAAGAAAAGGGACGUAAUGACAGUAUGGGAUGCUUUAGUGAAGCUUAAUGUGCUGCUAGACGAAAGCGAUCCCGACACAGAGCUGUCACAAAUUGACCAUGCAAUUCAAACAGCAGAAGCAAUCAGGAGAGACUGCAAACCACGUUGGUUUCAAUUAGUAGGACUGAUCCACGAUCUUGGAAAACUGUUAUACUUUUACGACUCUAAAGGACAGUGGGAUGUUGUAGGCGAUACAUUUCCCGUUGGAUGCAGAUUUUCCAAAAGAAUCAUAUUUUUUGAGUUUUUCAAGAACAAUCCUGAUAAUGACAAUCCACUGUACAAUAAAAAAUAUGGCAUUUACUCUCCUCAUUGUGGACUAGAAGAUGUCAUGCUCUCCUGGGGGCACGACGAAUACAUAUACCAUAUCGCUAAGGGCCAAUCUAAGCUACCUCCAGAAGGCCUCGCAAUGUUAAGGUACCACUCGUUUUAUCCUUGGCACCAAGAUGGUGGUUAUAGGUAUUUGAUGAAUGAAAACGAUGCACAAAUGUUACAGGCGGUCAAGGCAUUUAAUCCAUAUGAUCUUUACUCGAAAACUGAUAUAACUUACGAUAUUGAGGAGCUCAAGCCAUAUUACCUAGAACUGAUAGACGAGUUCUUCCCUCAAAAGCUGGUAAAGUUUUGA